Molecule: messenger RNA, 2230 nt
Organism: Neltuma alba
Lineage: Eukaryota; Viridiplantae; Streptophyta; Magnoliopsida; Fabales; Fabaceae
Product: serine/threonine-protein kinase tricorner
Exons: 12
Coding region: 193-1716 (507 amino acids)
Biological process (GO): protein phosphorylation
Molecular function (GO): ATP binding; protein serine/threonine kinase activity
Source: RefSeq, a predicted model, not a curated record
UCUGCUCGUUGUUGCAAUAAGAGCUCCAGAGUGUUUUUAGAGGGUGAAAGCGUUACGCUGUCUGUGUGUGGUAGAGAGAGAGAGAGAGAGAGAAAAAAAAAAGCGGAGGCUUUUGGGUGCGUAUAGAUACACCUGCGGUGACACAUUAUCACUCACGUUCAGAGUCGCUGAGCCUGAGAGCGGGACAGAGAGAUGGAGGAUCUCGAGGAGGAAGAGAAAAUAGAAGAGGAGGUGCUGGGGUCGAGCUUGACCAUGGAGAAGGUUGCGGCGGCCAAGAAGUUCAUAGAGAAUCACUACAAAAAUCAGAUGAAGAACAUCCAAGAGCGCAAGGAGAGACGUUGCAUUUUAGAAAGGAAGUUAGCUUCUUCGGAUGUGCCAACUGAGGAAAGGAUCAACCUCAUCAAAGAUUUAGAGAGAAAGGAGACAGAAUACAUGCGAUUGAAAAGACACAAGAUAUGUGUUAAUGAUUUUGAGCUUUUAACCAUAAUAGGAAGAGGGGCCUUUGGGGAGGUUAGAUUGUGUCGGGAGAAGAAAUCUGGAAACAUCUAUGCCAUGAAAAAGCUGAAGAAAACUGAAAUGCUCAAGAGAGGCCAGGUGGAACAUGUUAGAGCUGAGAGGAACUUGCUGGCUGAAGUUGCCAGCCAUUGCAUAGUGAAACUCUACUACUCAUUUCAGGACGCUGAGUACUUAUAUUUAAUUAUGGAAUAUCUGCCUGGGGGUGACGUGAUGACCCUGCUAAUGAGAGAAGACACUUUAAGUGAGAAUGUUGCUAGAUUUUACAUUGCUCAAAGUGUUCUGGCCAUAGAGUCUAUUCAUAAACACAAUUACAUCCACAGGGAUAUUAAACCAGAUAAUCUACUUUUGGAUAAAAAUGGCCAUAUGAAGCUCUCAGAUUUUGGCCUUUGCAAGCCUCUUGAAUUUACUACCCUGCCUACACUUCAUGAGAAUCAGACCAUGGAUGAUGAAAAUUUAUCAGAGCCAAUGGACAUUGAUGGGUGCUUCCCUGAUGCGGACAACCAGAGCAACUGGAGAAGUCCACGUGAACAACUCCAGCAUUGGCAGAUGAACCGGAGGAAGUUGGCAUUUUCUACUGUGGGAACACCAGACUACAUUGCUCCUGAGGUGCUGCUGAAAAAAGGAUAUGGGAUGGAAUGCGACUGGUGGUCGCUGGGGGCAAUAAUGUAUGAAAUGCUGGUUGGGUACCCUCCGUUUUACUCAGAUGACCCAAUAACGACAUGCAGAAAGAUUGUUCAUUGGAGAAAUCAUUUAAAAUUUCCGGAAGAUGCACAGUUGACACUUGAGGCCAAAGAUCUAAUAUGCAGGCUGCUAUGUGAUGUUGACCAUAGGUUAGGUACUCAUGGGGCUAAUGAAAUCAAGGCUCAUCCUUGGUUUAAGGGUGUGGAGUGGGAUAAACUGUACGAAAUGGAGGCAGCAUUUAAACCACAAGUCAAUGGGGAGCUGGACACCCAAAACUUCAUGAAAUUUGACGAAGUAGAUCCACCAGCAGCAGCGAUAACUGGUUCAGGUCCCUCACGAAAGAUGCUUCUGACACCCAAAGAUUUAAAUUUUGUUGGCUACACCUACAAGAACUUUGAUGCUGUGAAAGGGCUUCGCCAGUCUUUUGCUGAUUCCAUGCAAGAAUUCUCUUCUAAACGGGCAGCUGAGGAAACGAGUUUACAAAUGCUUGCUUCGUCCGGGGAUCCAAUGUUACCAUGACAUGAGCUCGUGUGAAAUACGAAAUGAAGCCGUCAUUUUAUAACUUUGGUGCACCCGCUUUGGGUCUUUAUCUUUGAUAAAAGCCCAUAACCGUCUCUUAGUAGCACCUGAGCUCCCAUGCAAUUGGCAGGAACUAUGUGUACAGCAAGUAGUUGAACAACGUUUUCAAAGCUUUUAGGGCAACACCGUGUGUAUUUGCAAAUUAGGAAGGAGAGCUGUGCAACUGAGAGCACCUGGCUGCCCAGGUUGGCCUGAGGAAGACUUGCCUUCUCUAGUGGCAGUUUUCAGUUGUGGACAACUUAUUGAGGAACUAAAACAGAAGCAUCUAGUAUUAAUUAUUUGAUGCGAUGUACACAUUUAUUGGACGAAAGCGGAAAUGAGCUAGCUAUAAAGAAAUGAAAUGAUGCUUGGGGAUAAAAUCAGGAAUGUUACUUUUGGCUGUUUAGUUUCUUUGUAUUGAAACCAAUUGACCCCCCCCCCCACCGAUGAUAAAUUAAGGACAUCAAGGAGCCAA